UUUCCCUCUCCCUCCUUGCGAAUCUUCGACGACAAGCAACCGACCCGCACCUGCACCUGCACCUGUACUGUAACUACCACGGCACCUCCAAUUCCUUCAGCGUCGUAGUCAACCACCAACAGUCUCUACUGCUACACUACACUGCACUGCACUAUACGGCACCAACCCCCAGAAUCCCACGCCCACACCCACACCCACACCCACGCCUCAUCCUCAUCCUCAUCCUCGCCCUCGCCCUCGCCCUCGCCCUCGCCCACCAAGCCUACCAAGCCUACCAAGCCUACCACUACCUACCGCACUGCCAAUCUGUUCGGUACUCGUACAUUUGCUCUGCAGUUGCUUGCUGGACUGGCAAACGCGUUCCCAGACCUCUUGGAUCUUGGAAUUCCCGUUAGCCUCUGAGACCCCCCACCGGGACUUUGUUUGCUCUUCGACUUGUCCCUAAUAGGCCUUGUUUGCUCUUUUCGACUGGCCCCUAAUAGGAAUCUCCUGGGCAUCGAAACUCUCUUCCCGCCCGGAGUGGUGAACUGGUGCUGUGCUUUUGCGGUGAUUUGAUGAUUUGGCAGUUGGACAGUUGGAUCAUCCUGGCCGUCGCCCGGCGUGCUGCUGCAACAUCAUCCGCAACCCGUAACCGCAUUCGCUCCGCCCCCUCUUCCCCGUCCGCCCCCAAGAUCAGGAACUGAUGUCCUCGGGGCUCAGUUCGCUUCCUCGAUGCAAUCCUACGAGAACUCACAAAUGGUGUCCUCCAGGUCGGCCGGAGUGCCUUUGAACGCCAACAAGCGCAAGAUUGGGAAACGACGAGACUCCUCUCCCGCGCCAACGCCUGCGACCCCUCCAGAAUCUCGAUUCAGCAAGGCCAAUCUGCUCCAAUCGUCCCGGGCGUCGAAUAAGAAGCAGCGAGAGACCUUCCUAGACGAUAUCAACCCCGUGGAUCCCGCCGCGAACAAAGACAAUGGAGCCGGUCGCGAUCGAGACACGCACGAUCUUUCCUUAUCACCACGACAAGUCACUCGCGACUCGCUAGUCAAUAAUAUGCUACUCUCCCUCGACCAAUUCUCCUUGGGCAGCGGCAGCCAGGAGGGGGAUGUGUUUGGCAGACAACCGACCGCCAACCCAGACAACAUCUACUCGAAUUACAACGACGAGGAAUCCUAUCAGCCAGUAUCCAACUUUGCACCCAGAGCGCAACGACCAGGAGGGCACAACUAUUCGUAUAGCUCCGACUACGACAUUGCAGAUGACUCCAGUCGAUAUUCAGGACCUUCCAGAGGUCGCAGGAGUAACAGUGGGUCGCCAUAUCAACCGGGUGCCGGGAGGAUAAAUAACACGAGAAUCGAGGGUGCGAGUAAUGUGGUUGGGUCUAGUCGCCCAUCAGUGCCCAUCCCCCCCCGGGGCAUCCAUUCACGAAGUGGCAUGGGAAGUAAGGGAAGCAGCGCCAACAGUUUUGAUCUUGGAUACGCUCAAGUAUUGGGCAGUCAACAACGUUGGGCGCAUGGCCUCGGGGGGAGAUCUUCGAGCUUCGAUUACGGACGAGACCACCAAAAAUCCCUUGCAAAGGCCGACUCCUAUGAUGCGGCGCCCAUGCCCACCGUUCCUGGGGGACCUCGAAGGACCCGACCGACCUCCCCCAUCAACACUUCACAUGAACUCGCCAAGGAUGAAGCUGGUCUCCCCAGGCUCGAACGGAAGCGGAGCGCGAAAUCAUCCAAAAGCGCAUAUCGGGGGAGGAAUACGUCCAAUGGUGGCAGGAUUGACUAUGGGCUCCGUGAUAGCAAUCGUGAGCUGCCACCCUUACCAGCAUUUAUCAGGGAACAAGCGGCGUCUCCCUUUGUUGGACACGGAAAGUCGAAAGGAGCUCCGAACGCGGGGCCGUCAACACCACAACCUCUCAAAGAACGACCCGGUUUCUUCAGGCGAGUGUUUGGCUCGUCCAGAAGUAAUUCUACAAGUGCCCCAGAAGCACCCCCAUCGCACGGGUCGAGUACUUCUACGGAAACGAUGAACCGCCCGAGCAGCAAAAACCAUAUCGCCAAUCAACUCAGAGCUCAAAGUGUACCCUCGCCUCGCGAAGCGCCUCCUCAAGUCCCCAAAGAUCAACCCCAGGUCUUGAAUAAGAAACCCUCCUCGUUUUUCAGGAGGAGAAAGAAGUCGGUGACGGAAGCCGAGCCACCAGUUCUAGCGGCUCUUGCGCCACAGCCUGUAUUCGAUGCAAGUGAUUAUGAUGGGAAACCAGUACCUAGCCCAGUCAGCAGUCUAAGGAAAGUCAUGAAUCCGUACCUGCGUUCUCAUUCAAUCCCUCAGAACAUGGAUCAAAAUACGGAUGAUGAGUCCCAGCAACACGCGAGGGGCUUCUCCCCGGAUUACGAGCCGGAUAAGACCGCGACCAUUAGGACCGUCAGAUCGAGCCUAAGGCCUAAUCCUGAUACUACAUCGCCUUCUGGAGCUGCACAAAGACCAUUCCUUAACAGCGCAAGCGCCAACACAAAUGGACCGCAUGGCACUUUUCUUCAGGAUGCUAGUGAUGAUGCGCACCGCAACGCUUCCAAAUCUGCGCUAAUUUCCAGGGAAGGACCAGAGACAACCUCGCCUCCAAACCACGUGGGCACUGUAACAUCUCAGACCGUGAAACGAGACAUGGCACUUGUCGCAGAGUACGAGAGUAGACACUCGAAAAACCCGUCAGCCGCGAGGUUUACGAUGAACAAGCCAUCUCCGAUAUUAGAAUCUCCCAGAAGCCGAGCGGAGUUCAAGCCAUUUCUACCACCGGAUACUGCUGCACCACUUGCCAAGGACGAGGACUGGGUUGUGUUGUCACCUACAAAGUCCACUCGUGUAUCGGGGAAGGAAGAUCGUGUGUGGUUAGAACCAUCCUCCGACGAAGAAGAGGUAGCUGAACCAGCUCCUAUGAUGAAUCAAACCGCCGCUCGAGUCUCCUCCGAGUCUAAUGAGACGAUAUACAAGUCUGCCACGAGCUCACUCAUUCUCACGAAUUACGGUGGAGGUGACGAAAUGCAGUCCUCGCCUCUUCCUCUGGCUACAUCAGAAGCAUCCGCAGCUCCAAAGGCUCUAGAAGAAGCCCACGAAAUCCACACGGAAUCUUCGGAAGUUGCAGAAUUACCGGGUCCUUCAAGCGAUCCAAUCCCCGACGAGACGAUUCCGACGGAAAACGAUCGUGAAAAGGCCCAGAAAAUAUACGACGGCAAUGAAGACUUUAUCCAGAAAGAGCGCGCCGCGGCGUGGAUGGGAGAGGAGGGCAUAGUACGCGCGCGGACACUUGUGGCGUAUCUAGGUCUUUACGAUUUUGCCAACCUAAACAUUCUCGCGGCGCUCCGCAACAUGUGCUCGAGACUGGUUCUCAAAGGUGAGAGUCAACAAGUAGACCGCAUUUUGGAUGUAUUUGCCACCAGAUGGUGUAAAUGCAAUCCCAACCACGGAUUCAAAGUAACAGGUUAGAUGACUGCAGUUGCAGUGAGCAAUCGUUUACUAAUAUUUAUGUAGAUGUGGUGCAUACGAUAUGCUACUCGAUCCUAUUAUUGAAUACGGAUUUGCAUCUUGCUGAUAUUGAUCAAAAAAUGACUCGAAGUCAAUUUGUCAAGAACACAAUGCCGACUAUUCGAAGAAGCGUUGCUGAAUCUGCCCCUGAUGCCUUUGAGACUAGGCCAUCCAUACUUCCUGGGAAGAGCCAAACGUUUGAUUCGGUCAAGAGUGAGCCUACGAUCAAGAUAGACCGAGCUUCCGGGGAAUAUGUUGAGCGACCUUCAUGGAGAAUGUCUUUCAAGCCUCCUCCUCGUUCCGAUUCCGAUGGAUCGGGCAUUGUCCCCACCCCUUUGGAUUACGAUACUCCUCAUGACGAUUGCGGGCCGCUAGUAAAGGCUCCUUUUCACGGUACUCUACGUACAUGGGAAGUCCAGGUUGAGAUUGUACUCAAAGAUUUUUACAAUUCGAUUCGGACUGAGCGGCUACCACUUUUCGGCGCCCCAAUUGAGAAACCAGUCCUUCCGCCACCUUCUUCACAUAGCUUGUCCGUCUUCGGAACUGGUGUCUUGCGACGAACUCCAAGCGUGCUCAGUAAAGCACCAUCCGAGACUCAUAGCUACGCAAGAGGAAGGACCGCAGAUACAGUUCGCGGAGGUACAGGCAAGUGGAGUAACAAGAAUCGCUCGAGGCCGCGUUUGCACCCUGGUUCUAGUCGCACUAGCUUGGAUGACCAGUCGUCAAUGUGGAGUCCAUCAGCAUCUUCAAGUACAUGGAGCAAGUAUUCACUUGGAAAAACUCAGACAUCCAUGUCUGUCGACUCCUUGGGUUCAAAUUGGCAGGCCGACUACCAACAAUCCAUCGGGUUUGCGAAUGCAUUGAGCCAAGCCAUCAUUCGAGAAGAGCACAUUGGAACUGCUUGUAGCAAUGGAAGCGAGCGCGAGCAAGAAGAACUCCGUGCGGCUCCUUUGCUCGAAGAUGAGUCUUUGGAACUUGCCGGAGCUCCAUGGGCCAAGGAAGGAAUCCUCAAGCAUAAACAUCACCUGGAAUCGCUAGGAAAAAAGGCCAAGGAUCGUAAUUGGAACGAGAUAUUCGCUGUCGUUGAAAAGGGCUACCUCAGUCUCUUUUCGUUUUCGACCAAGAGCAUGCGCAACAAAUCGAAGAACAAGGCUGUGGGAGGUGUGGUUGGAGGUGGAAACUGGCAGGAGAAUGCUCAAAAUCUCGGCUCGUUCCUUCUCAGACAAACCAUUGCCAGCGCUCUCCCCUCACCUGGAUAUUCAAAAGCUCGACCUCAUGUAUGGGCUUUGUCCCUACCGACUGGGGCUGUCCAUCUGUUCCAAGUAGGCACGCCAGAUAUUGUCAAGGAAUUUGUAUCCACUGCCAAUUAUUGGAGUGCUCGUCUCUCAAAUCAUCCAUUGGUUGGAGGUAUUAGCAAUAUUGAAUACGGAUGGUCUGACGGCAUCGUCAACAACUCGUUGGUUGAGGCCAUCAAAGAUUCGACGGCACCAGCAACAACACGACCCUCUACCAGUCACAGUCGCAGGCCCAGCAUGCAGGGCUCCUUGAGAUCCAUAGCUAGUGUUGACCAAGGCCAAUUUGGUGGAAUUAGAGCCAGAUUACCUGGUGACAAAGUUACGAUAUCCGAUUGGACCCCUCCUACACAAAGCAUGCGAUCUAGCAACUUGAUGGAAGCGGACCAAUUGAAGACUCUCGUUGACUAUGUUGCUGGGAUUGAGGCUGAGCUGCAACUGCACAACCAAUUACGAAGUCCAAUGCUUUUAGCAGUAAGUUGACAUCAUCAACCCUUGUUGGACCUCAACUAAUUAGAAUAGUUUACGCCUCGGCACCCCAAUUCCCAAAAGGCCAUGGCUAAUUGGGAGAAGAAGUCAUCUUACCUCCUUCGUGAGAUUGUGAAAUUCAGAACCUAUAUCGACGUUUUACAAACCGCCGAGACCAACAAGCAGAGAAUCUACGCUGAAAGAGCCGCUGACAAGGCUCUGUCAGAAGAUUACGAUGAGAGAGACAUGCCCGUUGAACCGUUGAACCUGGCGAUUUAACAUGAGCGGCUUCAAACUUGUAACAAAUAUACCUUUUCCUUUGUUCGUCAUAUCCUUUGGCGUACCUUCCGUUGCAUACGGCAUGCAACGCCUUGUGCCUCUCCUCUUCAUCGUACACACAUCAGCAUUACAUUCACGAUCAAGAUACACCCAGGGGAAGAUGGAACUUUUCCUCGAACAGCCGAGUUGAAAUCUACCACAAAAGUGCUUGCUCUUUCGGGAAACAUUAGCUUGAUUUGGGAUAGAACGGCGGGUUCUUUGCAUUUAUAUAGCUUUUUCUCCAUGGCUUCUUGGCACCCUACUCGAAGGAUUGGAUUCGGAAUGGUCGAUUUGCUUUUUUUUGUCUCUUCUGGAUUUGGUUUUUCUUUCCGUCGCUUAACUAUACCCCCAAAUUGUUUGCGUUGUUGUACUAGUUUCCUUUACCUUUGGUUUGAUUGUUUUCUUUCUUCGCUCGCCAUCGAUGAGAAGUGGCUCAUCUGGUGGAAUCUUUUCUCUUGGGACUCUCCUUUUCUUGUAGGGGUUUAAUUGAGUGAGCGGGAUUCUUCUUCCCUUGCCCCUUUGAUGGUUCGUUUUUUUUUAAUACCUUUUUUUAUGAUGGGAUAUGAGGUUAUGAAAUAGUCUAUACGGAAUGGAAGGGGAUAUGGAGACGGGCGAAAGUGUGGAGGGUUAUAAUUAGUGCUACAGUAGCUGGGGGGUGAUGUCGGGCGAAGUAAGCAGGCAGGAAGUUUCUGCGGCUCCUUGGAUGGGAGAUUAAUUGAUUGUGUUUGCUGAUUUGGUGUGGAUGUGGUUCUCUUUGUGGGUUUGUUUGUUUGUGAAAUUGUGAAAUUGUGUGAGUGAGACUUGAGUAGUGGUUCAUGAAUAGGAUGG
Molecule: messenger RNA, 6398 nt
Organism: Hymenoscyphus albidus
Lineage: Eukaryota; Fungi; Ascomycota; Leotiomycetes; Helotiales; Helotiaceae
Source: the annotation of a GenBank genome assembly